This is a messenger RNA of Lasiodiplodia theobromae, 3087 nucleotides long. RefSeq names its product Phospholipase d active site-containing protein. The transcript has 4 exons. The record is from RefSeq and is a predicted model, not a curated record. Gene Ontology annotation, biological process: phosphatidic acid biosynthetic process; cell motility; intracellular signal transduction. Gene Ontology annotation, molecular function: D-type glycerophospholipase activity. Lineage: Eukaryota; Fungi; Ascomycota; Dothideomycetes; Botryosphaeriales; Botryosphaeriaceae. The coding region runs from base 1 to 3087 and encodes 1028 amino acids.
AUGUCCAAUGAUCACGACGACAACCUGGCCUAUGGAGACUACCAUGGCGAUGAAAGUGGAGAGCGCGGGCUCAUCGGCGACUUUGGGCGCCGCUUCCUUGGGGAGAGAGCUGAGGCUGAGCCGUCUGAUAUAACCUCUGCCCACCGCCGCCCCCUCCACCACCCGUUCUCCCCUCAUUCCGCCCAGCCGCAAGGCGAGCCCACCCAUUACGAGCCCUAUUCCACCCAGAAACCGCCCCCGAUGGCUUCUUUCUUCAACAAGGUCGGCGAGCUGUUCACGGGCCACGAGGAGGAGGCCCCGACCACCCACGAGCAGGUCAGCACCGCUGCUGCUGAGACGGCCCAGGAGGGCGCUCAGAAGUAUGCCGACCACCGCUUCCUGAGCUUUGCUCCCCAGCGCCAUGACAACAACGUCAAGUGGUUUGUCGACGGCUGCGGCUACAUGUGGGCUGUGUCUGAGGCCCUGGAACGGGCCAAGGAGUCCAUCUGGAUCCUCGACUGGUGGCUUUCCCCGGAACUGUACCUGCGUCGUCCGCCUGCGAAGAACCAGAUGUACCGCCUUGACCGCAUGCUGCAGGCCGCUGCCGAGCGCGGCGUCAAGGUCAACGUCAUCGUCUACAAGGAGGUCGAGCAGGCCCUGACCCGUAAGUACCUGAGUCCCUGGCUCCCCGGAUAUCUCCAUUCCCUCUUCCCCGACUCGACCGACCCAAUUACCAGGGCGCUCGCGCGUGUCGGAUUGGACGUCAUAUUCAAGUCUUUGGACUAUGCUGAGGCAACGGACCCGCUGAUUGCCCCGCCUGUUACAGUUUCCUCCAAGCACACCAAGCACCACCUCGAGGGCCUGCACCCCAACAUUGCCGUCCAGCGCCACCCUGACCACUAUGUCGACCACAACACCCUCACCCAGGAUCUCAUCGACGAGUUCAAGGGCUUCACAUUGAGCGCCAAGUCGAUUUCUACUGCUCCGUGGGACGCCUUCAAGGCCAUCUACGGUUCCAACCAGGAUACCGUCCUCUUCUGGGCCCACCACGAGAAGCUGUGUCUUAUCGACGGUGAGAUUGCCUUUAUGGGUGGUCUUGAUCUCUGCUAUGGCCGUUGGGACACCAACCAGCACGAGAUCGCCGAUGUCCACCCUGGUGACCUGAACAAGAUCGUCUGGCCGGGACAGGACUACAACAAUGCUCGUAUCAUGGAUUUCCAGGAUGUUGAGAACUGGCAGAACAACAAGCUUUCUCGCGAGCAGAGCUCUCGUAUGGGCUGGUCCGACGUUGCCCUGAGCCUCAACGGCCCUGUCGUGGCAGAUCUGCAGGAGCACUUCACCCAGCGCUGGAACUACAUCUUCCACGAGAAGUACAAGAUCAAGAACGACGGCAGGUUCGAGAGGUUGAGCGUGAAGAAGCCUGCCCCUAAGCAGCAGGACGAUGAUCUUGCCUACGGCGAGGAGGACAGUGGCUACGGCUUCCGCAAGACUCUAACCAGCCUUUCGCACCACGCCCACCACCAGUUCCAGCGUGCUGAGCACCACUUCGGCUACGGCCAACAGGAGCAGCAGCCUGAGAGUGAGAUCCACGAGGGUUCCAAUGAUCGUGCUGGCACCGGUGCAGCUGCGAUCCAGUUGACUCGUAGCUGCGCCGAGUGGAGCCACGGCUGCAAGGUCGAGCACUCGAUUCAAAACGCCUACAUCGAGACCAUCAAGAACAGCAAGCACUUCAUCUACAUUGAGAAUCAGUUCUUCAUCACGGCAACAUGCGAAGACCAGAAGCCCAUCAAGAACAUGAUCGGUGCCGCCAUUGUCGAGCGUGUGCUGCGUGCCCACAAGAACGGCGAGAAGUGGAGGGCCAUCGUCAUGAUCCCCGCCGUCCCUGCUUUCCCCGGUGACCUCAAGUCGGACGAGGCUCUCAGCACUCGCGCCAUUAUGGAGUUCCAGUACAAGUCGAUCAACCGUGGCAAGGGCAAGAGUAUCUACGAGACCAUCGCUGCCGAAGGCAUCAACCCGAUGGAGUACAUCCGCUUCUACAACCUGCGCAACUACGACAGACUCAACAUCAGCGGCUCCCUUGAGAAGGCCGAGGAAAACGCUGGUGUGUCGUACGAAGAGGCUCGUGAAGAGCACGACCGCAAGUACGGCGGCCGCUACCAGGAGCGCGAAGGCGAGGACGACGGAUACCCCCGCGGCGACGACGAGGAGGAUCGCUACAGGGAGUACCAGCAAGGUGCCCGCGACAUCAGCCGCGACCGCGGCCUGGGCAGCGGCAAGUGGGACAGCGUUUCCGAGUGCUACAUGCUCGGCGGCGAGGACAUCAGGAACGUCCCCUGGUCCGGCAGCACCCCCGAGAUCGACGCCUUUGUCACCGAGGAGCUCUACAUCCACUCCAAGCUCCUCAUCGCCGACGACCGCAUCGUCAUCUGCGGUUCUGCCAACCUCAACGACCGCAGCCAGCUCGGCUUCCACGACUCCGAAAUCGCCGUCGUUAUCGAGGACCCCACUCCCUGCGACUCCCUCAUGGACGGCCAGGAGUGGCGUGCGUCCAAGUUCGCGGCCAGUCUGCGUCGCCAGAUCACGCGCAAGCACCUGGGUCUCCUCCCCUGGCAGGACUACACCCGCCCCGACGAGAACUUCCGCCCCAUCGGCGUGCCCAACCGCUACGACUGGGGCAGCCGCGAGGACGAGCUCGUCGUCGACCCUAUCUCGGACGACUUCCUCAACCUGUGGAACACGACGGCCAAGACCAACACGGACGCCUUCGCCGAGGUCUUCCACGCCGUGCCGUACGACGGCGUGCGCACGUGGGACCAGUACGACGACUACUACGAGCGCUACUUCAAGGACGACGAGGAGGAGAAGGAGAAGAAGGACGAGGAGGCCAAGGAAGACGGCGGCCACGAGGGAAAGCCUCGCCGCUACAAGCGCGGCCACGUCAUCUCCGAGAACUUUGCGCCCGGCGAGGAAGGCGCCCGCCAGGUCAAGGAGAUCCUCAGCCGCGUCCGUGGCAUGCUGGUCGAGAUGCCCCUGCUCUUCCUCAAGGAUGAGGAUGUGGCUAAGAACGGUGUGCAGCUGAACGCUUUCACUGAGGAGGUUUAUACUUAA